ACAAUUGACCGUUCAGUUCAGUUCGGUUACUCCCCCCCCUCCUUGCGGGCACUCUGCCUCUGCUGCCAACAUUCACUCUUCUCUCUCCAUGAAAGAACCCCCAGCCUCUCGUUUCCGGCGGAAACCGACCGCCAAUGCCUCCGCCGCACCAUCAAGAAUGAUCAAGCUGAUUUGCAGCUUCAAUGGCGCUUUCCAUUUUAGGCCACCCUCCAACAAACUCAGAUACAUUGGUGGCGAGACUCGUAUCGUUUCCGUCGACCGGAAUAUCGGCCUUUUCAAGCUCCUUAACAAGAUGUCCGAUCUUUGCCCAAAUUUGCGCUCUUUCUCGCUCAAGUACCAGCUCCCCAUGUCCGGACGUGCGGGUGACCCGGAGUUAGAUUCCGAAACGGAUGUUCCUCUGGUCUCGAUUGCCUCCGACGAAGAUGUUAGGUGCAUGAUCGAGGAGUAUGAUAAGCUGGAGCUGUAUGGUAAGCACGCUAGGCUGUGGAUAUUUGUGUGUAAUGACGGUGAUCAAUCUGAUGUUCAUUACGACAACUACAAUAACGGUAACAGUGGGUUUGUUAAGGGAAACGGCGAGUUUUGGGUCGAUAAUCCAACAAAUGAUGCUUUGAGAGGUGGGGCUGAGUCGUGUCAAGCACAGUUUGAUGGUAAGGCGGCCAAGAAUCCUGUGAAAGGUGUUGCCAGGUUCAGGUACGGUGAUGAUUCAUUGAGAAAAAUCGUUUUGAGGCAGCAAUUACUCGGCAAACAAUCGGAGGGAAUUCACAAUUGUGGUGCGGAUAGUGAUCAUAAAUAUAAUCACCCUUUUAGAGAUUUAGCUCCUGAAACGAACGCUUCGAUGCCACAAGGGAACCUGUAUCAAGAGAACAUGCUGGGUAACAGAACAGGGAAUGCUAAUUUGCGUGGAAGUGAGAGUAGUGAUAGACUGGUGCAAUAUUCAGGCCCUCGCUUGCUUCCGUUGAACCCAAAGGAUGGAAAUUUGCACGUGGAAACGAAUAGUUCCACGCAUUGUUUGUCAGGGAAAAAUUUUCAGGUCUUUGGUCAUGGGGUGGGGAUUUCGAAUCCUUUGCAUAGCUUGAGGUUGAAAAAUAUGUGUGAUCUUCCUUAUGCAAAGCAGGACUCACGGAUCCUUGGGCAAGGGGCACCGAGUCAUUUGAACAGGGAAAAUAUCGUGCCAUGUGCUGUGGUUCGUGCUUUGCGGACUUGCAACAGUCAGUGGGGUGGGAACACCUAUCCUGCCAAAUCUCCCUUCUCUACCGGUGGUUAUCAGAACGGAAUCCGAAACAAUCGGUGUAUUAUGAAAGAAUCUGGAAAUCAGCGGGUUUAUCCAUACCAGGUUCGGAGCCAUAGGAAUUUCCCAGCUGAGAUGGGGAAUCAUCGAAGCACUAGAUUGGACGGAAGGCUUUCAGCAGUGAAAUGCUACCCUGGGCUAAGGCCAAAUUCAACCAUCUCAAAGCAGGGACCAUCUAUGAGAUUAUAUGGCUCAAAGCAGGGAGGUAGAACGAGCAUGAUCAAUUCAAGUUUAAGUAAGGAUAACUCCUCCUUUAGCUUAUCCAGAGGACAUGGCUCCGCUAUUUCACAGUGUGGAAAUUCGAAUGCCAAAGAUUUUAGUUUACCUUAUCAUGGAGAAGGUGUUUCUGUUGGCAAUCAAUCUCUCUUGUCUCCUGAGGCUUUUGCGACACCAUCAUCAUGUGUGGAGAAAACAGAGAGUCAACAAGAUCUCUUGACUGGUUCACCAUAUGAAAAAAAUGAAGUUCCAUAUCAGAGCAUGUAUGAGACCAUUACAAAUGAGCUAUUCACAGUUGACCAGCAGAAGGUUGUUAACGUCUCUGGCUUAUCAAACGAUCUGCACCAUGCCAUUGAAUCAGCUGUGGAAUGCAAUACCAAUUUGAUAAGUACAGGAAGGGCAACUAACAUGUUCAACAAUCCAAAGAAUGGAACUCCUUAUUUUGAAGUUGCUUCUUCGGUGGAUCUUUUGUAUAACUUGUCAUUGUCAUCAUCCAAAGGGGCAGAAACUCCUGCCUGUCCUUCACUUGCCAGCAUUGCUGUCAGUGAUUCUUCAUUGAAGCCCGAAUCAAAUCCUUUGGAUAUUAUGGGUGGACAACUUAGCACAGGACUGGAAGCUGACAAAUCAAAUGCAGUGGCAUCUAAUUCCACUGCUCCUAAUGCAGUUAGCAUGGAAAAGGAUCAGGAGCAUGAAGAAGAUAUUCAACAGGACCUUCUGUCUGGUUUAAGCAUCGAUGAAAAGGCUGAGACUAAAGAAGGCACUAAAUGCUCCAAGGUGAUUGGUGGAAUCUCUAGUGAAUUGGCUGCAUUUUAUACUCAUCUAGCUACUCGAGAGUUGCAGACAAUUAAAAAUUCAGACCUGGAGUAUAUUAAAGAACUUGGUUCAGGCGCAUAUGGUACUGUCUACUAUGGAAAAUGGAAGGGUUCUAGUGUUGCCAUCAAGAGGCUAAAACCAAGUUGCUUCACUGGAGGCUCAUUGAAGGAGGAUCAAUUGGUUGCUGACUUCUGGAAGGAAGCUCACAUACUUGGUCAACUCCACCACCCAAACAUAGUUGCAUUUUAUGGUGUUGUAACAGAUGGACCGCUGAAUAACUUGGCAACUGUGACAGAGUACAUGGUGAAUGGCUCUCUAAAACAAGUUCUGAGGAGAAAGGAUCGAACAAUUGAUCGUCGGAAGAGGAUAAUUUUGGCAAUGGAUGCUGCUUUUGGGAUGGAAUAUCUACAUGAAAAGAACAUUGUCCACUUUGACCUGAAAUCUCAUAAUUUGCUUGUGAAUAUGAAGGAUCCUCAGCGACCGGUGUGCAAGAUAUCACUGCUUCUUCAGAUUGGUGAUUUAGGCUUAUCAAAAAUUAAACAGCGGACCCUUAUCUCUGGUGGAGUACGAGGAACCAUACCUUGGAUGGCACCUGAACUCUUGCAUAGUAAGAGCAACAUGGUAACGGAGAAGUGCAUGGAUUGUAUGCAGGUUGAUGUUUACUCAUUUGGAAUUGUCAUGUGGGAACUCUUAACUGGAGAAGAACCUUAUGCAAACUUGCGUUCAGAAGAAAUAAUAGCGGGCAUAAUCAAGGGCAACCUGCGACCUGAAAUUCCUAGCUGGUGUGAUCCAGCUUGGAAGUCACUGAUGGAAAGGUGCUGGUCAUCUGAUCCCGAGUCUAGGCCAGCCUUCUCAGAGAUAGCAAAGGAGCUACGAACAAUGUCGGCAAGCAUGAACAUUAAGUAACUACAAUGAGGCAGAGCAGCAAAGACAAUCUUCGCAUGUUUUUCGUGUAAAUACUUUAGGACCAUCAAGAACAUGGCAAGAUGAGACGUGCAUAUUUUUUUCCGUCCACUGUCGUGUCUGAUAUGAGGACAACCCUUAUGUUAAGGGUUGUGGAGCCAGGUGCACUUCUUUUUUAGCUGUCACUGGUAUGAUAUAGUAGAAUAUAGACUUAGCCUGAUGUUAGAUAAAUAAUUGCCGUAAUCGGGUUUAAUUUUGCAAACCUGCUUUACAGGUACAGGCAAACUCUCGGAAAAAGCUUGUAAUUUUUUUUCUUUUUAAAAUCAAGACCACCAAUAAUCAAAGCUUUUGCUGUACAUAAAUGCCAAUUGAUGAUCUCUUGUCUUUGCAUAUGAAUAACACACUGUAGUUGAUC
This is a messenger RNA of Manihot esculenta (cassava), 3635 nucleotides long. RefSeq names its product serine/threonine-protein kinase EDR1-like. The record is from RefSeq and is a predicted model, not a curated record. Gene Ontology annotation, molecular function: protein tyrosine kinase activity; ATP binding; protein binding. Gene Ontology annotation, biological process: signal transduction; protein phosphorylation. The transcript has 8 exons. Bases 89 to 3223 code for a protein of 1044 amino acids. Lineage: Eukaryota; Viridiplantae; Streptophyta; Magnoliopsida; Malpighiales; Euphorbiaceae. Gene Ontology annotation, cellular component: cytoplasm.